Messenger RNA from Serendipita indica DSM 11827, 3282 nucleotides. The record is from the annotation of a GenBank genome assembly. NCBI's taxonomy places the organism in Eukaryota, Fungi, Basidiomycota, Agaricomycetes, Sebacinales, Serendipitaceae.
AUGGCGCCUACAAACUCGACCACAAAGAAAGGAAUCAGGAUUGGAAGUGCUCUCAAAUCUGGCGCUUCAAAGGUUAUUCCGGGCAAGCGCUUUGCCCGUCCAAUCGCCACCGUCACAACGCCAGCGCCGGGCGAGCAGCCAGUCUUCAUCUUGAAAGUACAGAUCGUAGGCUGCAAUGGGCUUCCAGGCGUAGACAGAAGUGGCAAGAGCGAUCCCUAUGUCACCGUCCGCUUGCUUCAGAAACAAUUUCAAACACCCGCGAUCACUGCGAAUCUAGACCCCGAGUUCCCAGCAGCUCAGUCGACGUUCGAGUUUCCCGUCUUUGCUUCGCUCAUCGAAGCGCUUGGCGCCCUGGAGCUUAUUGUGUGGGACAAGAAUAUAGUCAUGAAGAAGGAAUACCUUGGCGAAGUGGCUAUCCCAAUUGGAGAAUGGUUCGCCGGAACCGCGCUGACGUUCGAUGAUCCAAACAACACGCCAAUCGUUCGUCCGUUGUUGUCUACAAAGGCAUCUCGCCCUGCGAUGGGUUCCAUCAGGAUCAAGCUUGGUCUCGUGCCAGUUAACCCGCAGAUGCCAGACGUCAAACAGCCGUACCAGGAGAUGGUCCGCCGCUCUCAAGAUGCGGCAGUUACACUUCAAUCGGCACCUCCGACGGAAGGAAUCGGUACGGUUCGGAGCGACGAUGGUCACGAUCUAGAGGACGAUGGGAUGACAGACGAUGAGACUGAGGACGAAUUUGACAGUGACCAGCCCUCUGCUGCCGAAGUCAUUCAAGCUGUCGCGCCUGUAGGUGCCGUUUCUGUCGCUCCAGCCACACCCCAAGUUGCCGUCAAGGCUCCAGAAAUUGUCGCACCCAUCCCAGAACCCAUAUCCUCACGACCCGGCCUACUCCCACGUCUCUUCUCUACAUCUUCGCGCCGUGGUUUAACGCAACCACAGCAGCCUGCAGAGGAAAGUACCUCGACCUCGGCACCAUCGUCGCGACCUUCCACUCCCGGAAAGUCCAAGCGACCCAAGUUCAGGCGUGGCCGUAGUGACAAGGGCAGCACUUACAACUUUGGAGGAGAAAAGGACGUCCUAGGUAUUGUCCUUUUGGAGGUAAACAAGGCCGAAGACUUGCCCAAGCUCAAGAACAUGACAAGAACAGGGUGGGAUAUGGACCCGUUUGUGGUCAUAUCCUUCUCCAAAAAGGUGUUCCGCACUCGUGUGCUGCGCCACAACCUCAACCCCGUGUGGGACGAAAAGCUCCUCUUUCACGUCCGCCGUUUCGAGGCAAACUAUAACAUCCAACUUACUGUGCUUGACUGGGAUAAGCUCAGUGGAAAUGAUCUGAUUGCAGAUACUACCCUUAAUGUUGCCGAGCUCAUCCAGGCCGCUCCGAAGCCGGACCCUACGACCGGACUCUAUGCAGAUCUCCAGAAGGACACGGAAAUGAUGCCAUUCUCAUUGACACUUAACGUUAACAAAGAGGCAGUUGGAGAUGGGUCCCACAAACCAACCAUUUCGUUCAAGGCUAAAUAUCAGCCCUACGAUCUAUUGCGCCAACGCUUCUGGGCCAACUACCUCAAACAAUACGACACAGACGACACAGGCGCAUUCUCUCACUUGGAGAUUACAGCUAUGCUUGAUUCUUUGGGAUCGACGCUCAGUCGUGAAACUCUGAAUUCGUGGUUCACGCGUUCUGGACGUGACCCAGUUCGCGAAGAACUCACCCUGGCGGAAGUCAUCCAGUAUCUCGAAGAAGAGACCAGCAGACCAGAUAGUCAAAAGAAGAAGCUCUCGGGCUCCCAGGACGAAUCACUCAGUGCGGCCCCUAGUGGCAUUGCUACUCCUUCCAUGCUAAAGUCUCUCCAAUCCGAGCCUCUCAACUUCGAGAAAAUUGACUUUACCGGAGAAGACUUCCGACGUAGUCCUAGCCGCGAAGAUUUCCCAGAGGCAAACCCCAACGAACCCAGUGGAAACACCAACGUUCUCGGCAGCAUGCCCGUUCCUGCCGGUCCUCAGCUUAAGAACAAGCGAAAUAGCCUCCCGACUCGUGCUGAUAUACCGAGUGUCGUAACCACAGAGGCCGAGACACCCAGUCGUCAGCAAAGUCAGUCUGACGAAGACGAUAGCGGAUCUGGAUUGGAAGACCGUGUCGAGCGCGUCAUCAACGUCAAGACAUGCCCUCUUUGCCAUCGGCCACGUCUUAACAACAAGGGUGAGAUGGAUAUCAUUACGCACUUGGCCGUUUGUGCUAGUCAGGACUGGGAGAAGGUGGAUCGCAUCACCGUCGGUAACUUUGUGACGGCAAGUCAGGCCCAGCGCAAGUGGUACACCAAGGCCAUUGCGAAGCUGUCCACCGGUGCCUACUCGAUCGGUGCAAAUUCUGCCAACGUCAUUGUUCAGAACCGUAUGACUGGACAGUUGGAAGAGGAAAAGAUGCAAGGCUUUGUUCGGAUCGGUAUUCGACUUCUUUACAAGGGUGCUCGAAGUCGCAUGGAGGGUGCACAAGCUCGCCGGUUACUCAAGUCAAUGUCUAUCAAAGAGGGAGUCAAGUUUAACAACCCAGAAUCUGCCAAGGGCAUUCGCGCGUUUAUUGAAUUCCACAACCUCAACGUGGAUGAAAUACUCGAUCCGAUUGACUCUUUCCCCAACUUCAACGAAUUCUUCUACCGCAAGCUGAAGCCCGAAGCACGACCGGUCUCGGACCCAGAUGAUCCAAGGACAAUUGUUAGCAGUGCAGAUUGUCGUUUGAUGGCGUUUGAAAGUGUCGGCGAGGCGACUCGUAUCUGGAUCAAAGGACGAGAGUUUACUGUGGGCCGUCUCCUAGGAGAGAGAUACAAGGACGAGAUUCACAAGUACGAGGGAGGUGCGCUGGUAAUCUUCAGACUGGCUCCACAGGAUUAUCACCGUUUCCACUCUCCCGUGGACGGAAAGAUUGGCCCCAUGACGUACAUUUCUGGCGAAUACUACACUGUCAACCCACAAGCCAUUCGUACGCAACUGGACGUCUACGGUGAAAACGCUCGCAAGAUUGUACCCAUUGACAGCCCAGUCUUUGGACGUGUAUUCUGCGCAUGCAUCGGCGCGAUGAUGGUCGGAACAAUAGUAACGACUGUGAAUGAAGGAGAAGAAGUGAAGCGUGGCCAAGAGUUUGGAUACUUUGCCUUUGGUGGCUCUACCAUUGUCACUAUAUUCCCAAAGGGAACUGCUGUAUGGGACCAAGAUUUGCUCGACAACAGCAAGGCACCGCUCGAAACCCUGGUCCGCGUUGGGAUGCGUAUCGGAAGAAAGGCCGACUAG